AUGGCUUCCUCUGCAUUAAACAUGCAAAACCCAAACAUAAACCUUGUGUCGUUGUCAGCUGAUUCUAUGCCCUGGAAGAGUUCUUUUGGGAAAGUAACAUUGAUGAAAAUGAGUGAGAUUUCCUUAGUUAAACACCCGGUUCUUGCUUCUAUGAAUGCACUUUCAAUUCCUACUAAAGUUGCUGAAUGUAGCUCCAAUUUGGCACAUUGUUGGAGGGAGAUUCAAGGCUUAAAUAACUGGGAAAAUCUCAUGGAACCUUUAGAUCCUCUUCUCCAGCAAGAAAUCAUCCGGUACGGUGAGUUCAUUACCGCCUGUUACAAGGCUUUCGAUCUCAAUCCAACCUCAAAACGCUUCCUAAAUUGCAAAUAUGGGAAGAAGAAGAUUUUAAAAGGAGUUGGCUUGACAGAUACAGAUUAUGAAGUCACAAAGUAUAUUUAUGCCACUCCUGAUAUUAACAUUCCGACCCAAAACAGCGCAAUGUGUGGCCGUUGGAUUGGAUAUGUUGCUGUAUCAUCGAGUAAUGAGGUAAGGAGGAUUGGGAGGAGAGAUAUAGUGAUAACAUUCAGAGGAACAGUUACAAACCCUGAAUGGAUUGCGAAUAUAAUGAGCUCAUUGACUCCGGCACGACUCGACCCACAUAACCCUCGGCCCCAUGUUAAGGACAUAGCAUGGGGAGCUCGUUGGCACUCCUACUAG
Ilex paraguariensis (yerba mate) is the source of this 696-nucleotide messenger RNA. The record is from the annotation of a GenBank genome assembly. NCBI's taxonomy places the organism in Eukaryota, Viridiplantae, Streptophyta, Magnoliopsida, Aquifoliales, Aquifoliaceae.